AUGAUACCCAGCCAAGUCACUAUUUUCUUCAUGACCAUCUAUCUGCUCGAGUCCUUGACAAUAAUUGUGCAGAGCAGCUUAAUUGUUGCGGUGCUGAGCAGAGAGUGGGUGCAGGUCAAAAGGCUGUCACCUGUGGACAUGAUUCUCAUCAGCCUGGGCGUCUGCCGCUUCUUUCUACAGUGGUCAUCAGUGCUGCACAACUUUUCCUCCUAUAUCAACCCUGACGAUGAACUUUGGUACAUAGGAAUCAUCUGGGAAUUUACUAAUACUCUUGCAUUCUGGUUAACCAGCUUGCUAGCUGUCGUCUACUGUGUCAAAGUCUCUUCCUUCACCUACGCCAUCUUCCUCUGGCUGAGGUGGAGAAUUUUGAGGUUGGUUCCCUGGCUGUUGCUGGGCUCUGUGAUGGUAUCCUGUGUGACAAUCAUUGUUUCAGCUCUUAGAGUUGUCUUCUUCAAGAGUCAGUUAAUCUCCAUGAUGCAAUUACCUGGAAAAAACACAGAGAAUGAGACACUUAGGACAUUCAUGGAGAAAAAUUACAUACAUCAACUUCUGGCAACAUCGUUCAUUCCUUUUCUCCUGUUCCUGAUCUCCACCAUCUUGCUCAUAGCCUCAUUGUGCCAACACUUGAGGCAGAAAAGACAUCACGGCACUGGCCACAGCAACUCCAGCAUGAAAGCUCAUGCCACUGCCCUGAGGUUUCUUGCCUUCUUCCUCAUCUUCUUCACCUCUUACUUUUUUACCAUAAUCAUCUCUACUACAUAUAUCCUAACGCAUGAGAAUUCCUGGUUCUGGGCCUGCGAAACUAUCAUCUAUGCUACAGUCUCUAUUCAUUUAACUUCACUAAUGCUGAGUAGUCCUGUGCUGAAAAAGGUUUUAAAGGUAAGCUGCUGUGGCCCAAAGCUGCCUGAGGCUCUGGGUACAACAAUACCCUAA
Molecule: messenger RNA, 933 nt
Organism: Myotis daubentonii (Daubenton's bat)
Lineage: Eukaryota; Metazoa; Chordata; Mammalia; Chiroptera; Vespertilionidae
Product: taste receptor type 2 member 16-like
Biological process (GO): sensory perception of taste; G protein-coupled receptor signaling pathway; detection of chemical stimulus involved in sensory perception of bitter taste
Cellular component (GO): membrane
Molecular function (GO): bitter taste receptor activity; G protein-coupled receptor activity
Source: RefSeq, a predicted model, not a curated record